AUGGAAACUUGUAAUGGUUUAUCAAACUUGAGAAACUCUCAACCCACAGGAAUGCCACUUCUAUUGCCCCCUAAAAGUGCAUCUGAGGGUGAAUGUUUCUCCCAUUCAGUUGUUGAACAUGAAGGAUUAUCUGAGCCCAAAGAGGGACUUCGACGCCACCAACGCACAUAUUCUGAUAGCAUGCUAACCGAGGAAGUGCCUGGUUGGUUGAAAGAACUCCUUGAUGAGCCAGAGACACCUCAAUGCAGGAGUCACCGAAGAUCAUCAAGUGACUCCAUAGCAUACUUACAAGUAGAAAAAACUACUGAAAGGGAAAACAAAUUGACUAACACUUGUGUCACAUUUCCAAGUUCAGUCACAUCGCAAGAGGCUGAUACCCCACAAACACACAUUAUAGAAAAACAAAAUGUAGCAGACCCAGAAGGCUCCUUUGUCCAACAUCGUAGCUUAUAUCCUAAUCCAUCACCAACCAAAACAGAUUCAAAACGUGCCAAACGGCAUUCGGCUCAACAAAACCGAGCUAGGAAAGUUCAAUACAUUGCUGAACUAGAAAGAAGUAUCCAAGCUUUGCAGGUAGAAGGAUAUGAAGUUUCAACAGAACUAGAAUUUCUUGAUCAGCAAAAUCUCAUAUUAGGUAUGGAGAACAGGGCCCUCAAACAACGGUUAGACAGUAUAUCCCAAGAGCAGUUCAUCAAAUGUUUGGAGCAAGAAAUGCUGGAGAAAGAAAUCACAAGGCUUCGAAAUCUUUAUCAUCAUCAGCAGCAACAACACCAACAGAAACAAAAGCAUUAUGGUAGGCCUCGGUCUAAGAGUCAAGAACUUGAUUCCUCAUUUGCCAGACUUUCUCUCAAGAACAGGGGAACUGAAGUGCAGAACGCCGGAUAG
Molecule: messenger RNA, 885 nt
Organism: Abrus precatorius (Indian licorice)
Lineage: Eukaryota; Viridiplantae; Streptophyta; Magnoliopsida; Fabales; Fabaceae
Exons: 4
Coding region: 1-885 (294 amino acids)
Biological process (GO): regulation of DNA-templated transcription
Molecular function (GO): DNA-binding transcription factor activity
Source: RefSeq, a predicted model, not a curated record